Messenger RNA from Folsomia candida, 5248 nucleotides. RefSeq names its product ATP-dependent DNA helicase Q4 (gene RecQ4). Gene Ontology annotation, cellular component: chromosome; nucleus; cytoplasm. The transcript is spliced from 14 exons. Bases 365 to 4999 code for a protein of 1544 amino acids. Gene Ontology annotation, molecular function: four-way junction helicase activity; zinc ion binding; ATP binding. Gene Ontology annotation, biological process: double-strand break repair via homologous recombination. The record is from RefSeq and is a predicted model, not a curated record. Lineage: Eukaryota; Metazoa; Arthropoda; Collembola; Entomobryomorpha; Isotomidae.
CAGUAACAGUAACUCGACAAAGUCAACACACACGAUCAGUUGUUUUUACAAAAUUAGUGAUUUAAAGAACAAUGAUCAGUGGUGUCUGGAAGUUUAGAUCAUCUGUUCAUCUCUGAUCUUACUUCUGUCGGAAAAGUUUGCCAAAGUACAACUUAAAAUGGUUACAUUUUAUUUUCCAUUAAGUACGAAGUGCUUAAUUAAAGGGAAUAAAUAAUGAUUAAUGAAUAUUUAACUUAUUUUUGCAAUUUUUGUAGCAAUGAAUGGAUUUCUUCCGUACAGUGUAGAGUGAUUAUUCAUUUGUGAUUACUGAAUCAUCAAAAUUACAAACUGGGGUAUUAAUUUAUCAUCAAGAGCAAUUAGCAACAUGGAGAAUGGCGCAGUGGUAUCGUCGUCGAUCAACAAAGCAAAACUCAAGCGUGAGAAACUUAUGAAAAAUGCCCAACAUUAUAAAAAUGUUUUGAGAACUUGGGAGGCAGCAGUUUCGAAAGCGGAAGGGAGGAUACCUGGAAAGAAUGACUUGAAAACAGCACCAGAAAGCGUCCAGAAAGCGUACAAAGAAUUUUACAAACUAAAAAGAUAUUUGGAAGGAAGUUCCUCUUCAACAAGUCGGAAAUUUUUAGAUAAUAGCAUCUCUGGUAGUAAAGGACCCAGUCCUAGCAAAAUAUUUUUCGGUCGAAAUAUUGGACGUGUUGGCAAUUCUCCAAUAAAAUCUCCAACAUCGAAACCAAGCAAAUCCAAAAAAUCAGGAAUUUUAAAAACUCCAAGUUCCCACCCAUCAAAAAAUUCUGCAGGAUGCAGUUUCAAUGUUUUUAAGGAAAAAAUGUCAUUUGCUGUUAACUUCUUAGGAAAGAAAUCCCCAGCAAAAAUGGUACGAAAAGAAGUCUUUGAUUCUGAUGCUGGUGAAUUGGUGGCUAGAAAAGUUCUUAUUCCCAAUCGCUUCAGUAACACUUUGAGAAGCAGUUCUAAUUGUCAAGAUGAGAGCAGUAAUAUUGGUCAGCAGAGCGGUAUCCCUUCCGACAUGGAACAAGACCACAACCACCAUAGUAUGAUAAAAGAAAGUUCAUUUUUAGAUGAAGCGGACCACAUUGCUCCCUCGGCAGCAUUAGACGUCGUCUCAAAAAAUCUUGCAAAUGAUAACGAGUGUAAUGAAUCUAGUCAUACGAUAGGAAAAAGAAAUUCUGUCAGCGCAAUCUGGCAUUCGUUUAGUCCCAAAUCGAAGAACCUCAAUGCUACUAAACAUGUGGAUUCCCAAUGGCUGAGACGAUGUAGAAAUGUUUCGCAAAUGUCCGAUGACGACCAACAAAACAGUAAUAAUGAUUUUAGAGAAAAUGAAUCAAAGGAGUGCGAAAGUGAUGAUGACGAUAAGCAGGAUUCUGAUAAAUGUGAAAUCUCUGAUGCCGCCUCCUCUCAACAAUUGUUUGCUCGAAGUUUCGAAGAUUUCCUCAUGUCUGCAGCGUCAUCGCCUGAGGAAAAGGAAGCACCAAUUUUACCACCUACCAACAUAAAUACUAUUACUCCUGCCACUAAUGAUAAUUGUUAUAAUAAUAACCAAAUUACUUUACAACCAGACGAAGAAAUGUUUGAUAGUGGACUAGGAAUGUCGUCUAGCUUUCUCUUCAGUGCUCAAGAAAUUAUGGACGUCAUUACUAAUGAAGUAUUACCUGAAACUACUACUCUUCCAACCGACAAGGACAAUAUUCACAAUGAAAAUGCAUGUUCUCCUUCAGAAAAUAAUUUUCAGACGAUUGAUAUGUCAGUAAUUGGGAACUUUAUUAGUGCCAACCCAUUUGCAAGUGCAAUUUCUCCAUGUAGUCCCAGGGCUAGUGCAAUUUCUGCAGAUAAGACUGAAAGUGAGAAUUUAAGAAAACGGAAAGCACUCUUUUCACCAAGCCCAAAAAAGUUAUCCCCCAAAAAGAAGUUCUUCAAAAGUAGUAGAAUCAAAGCAAAGUAUGGAAUUCAAUCGUAUAAACCUCCGACCCCUUCAAAGAAGAAAAAUGCCACCAAUGCUGCGGCUGCUCUUAAAAAUAACAAUAUUACCAAGCAUGCAGAUAAGUAUAAAGAAAGCACAAUAACUUUGGGCCUUGUCGAUAUUACUAGCACCAAGACGUCAUCUGCAAAGUCUAAUCAAGUCGAGGACAGUGAAACUCCAACAACAUCAGUGGAACCUACGUCAUCAAAAAAUUUAGACAAAGUAGAAUACUUUGAUGAGGCAGCUCAAGAUGCAUAUGCAUCUGGGCGACAAAAUCGCAAUACUAAAAGGAGAAAGUUAUCUAGCGGAGUGCCAAGCCUUGCCACUCGUAUUAGACGCUCGAAGCCGAAUGAAAAUUUUGUCAAGAUUGACAUUACCAAAAAAGUGUUUGUUAGAGGACACAAGAAAAUAUCAGGGUCGAAAGUUAAACGUAACGACUGGAAAAUGAAAAAAGCUGCCUCGUCCAAGGAGGACAAACUCAAAAGCCUGGUAUGUCGUAAAUGUGGUGAAUCUGGACAUUUUAGAAAGUUUUGCAUGAAAGAUAUUAUCCCAGUUGAAGAACCUCAAUAUAUUGACGACAGCCCGUUUCCGAGUUUACAAGAAGCAGCUUUGAUGGUCAAAACCAAUGGUGGAAUUAUUCCAGUAAACCAUGUGAACAUUUAUAGCAAUAGUAAGGUACAGGAUACUUCGCAAGAGCUCGUUGAAUUAUCCCCGACAGUCCAUGACAUUUCACCAAUAACACUUUCACUUGACGAAGAUCAACCAAUAUCACAUAGUUGUGCCAAUAAACCGAUUCUUCCGUAUUUUGCUUCGGAGCAUGACUUGACUCAAGACGUAGAGGACGAAAUAUUAAAUGACACAAUUCGCAAGUUCGGCUACGAGAAUUUUCGUCCUAGGCAAAAGGAGGCCGUGUCAAGGAUUCUCAAAGGACUCUCUACCUUGUGCGUCUUAUCGACUGGAUCUGGGAAGAGUCUUUGCUACCAAUUACCAGCUUUUCUUUAUGCGGAAAAAAAUCCUGGUGCCCUUGCAAUAUGCGUUUCCCCUUUGGUUUCACUAAUGGAAGAUCAGGUCCAGGGAAUUCCUCCCUUUCUCCAUGCGGCGUUUUUACACAGUAAUAUGAUAUCUAGUCACAAGGAAAAAGUAUUAGAAAAAAUUCGUUCGAAAAAACUACACAUAUUGCUUGUAUCUCCCGAAGCUGUGUGCGGUGGUCUUUUUGGAAUUUUGAGAGGAAAUGAUUUGCCGCAAAUAAGCUUUGCCUGUAUCGACGAAGUUCAUUGUGUUUCCCAGUGGUCACAUAAUUUUAGACCUUGCUACCUGCAACUCGCAAAGAUUUUACGGGAAAAACUACACGUUCGUACAAUCCUAGGAUUGACAGCAACUGCAACCGAACAUACCGCAAACAGCAUUUGCCAAACUUUACAAAUUGAUCCGUCUAUGACAAUUCGUGGAGAAAUUAUUCCUGUCAAUUUGCAUCUUAGUGCUUCUCGAGAUUCAUAUCGGGACGAAGCCUUGCUUACAUUGCUACAAGGGGAAAGAUUUUCGACAUGCGAGUCAAUUAUAAUUUACUGCACGCGGAGAGAUGAAUGUCAGCGCAUUUCAGCUCUUAUUCGAACAAGCAUUCAGGACCCAAAUAGUAAGAAUGCUGGUGUAUCCAAGAUAAAUUCCCGUCAACGUGUGUCAACUACAUGCGAAGCAUAUCACGCUGGAAUGAGCGCAGGAAAACGACGACUUGUUCAGCAGCAAUUCAUGUCAGGAAAUAUUAGAAUUGUAGUUGCAACGGUAGCAUUUGGAAUGGGUAUCGACAAAUCUAAUAUUCGAGCCGUUAUUCACUAUAACAUGCCAAAAACAUUCGAGUCGUACGUUCAGGAAAUUGGUCGAGCUGGCAGAGACGGUGAACCAGCUCACUGCCACCUAUUCUUGGAUAAUGUAAAGGGUCGAGAUCUCAACGAACUGAAGCGGCAUGUGUACAGCAAUUCUAUUGACCGAGCAACACUGAGAAAACUGUUACGUAAAAUAUUCCAGUCUUGCAAGUGCGGCCGUAUUGCUGAUUUUUCACACAAGGGAUCAACUUCGCAUAAAAACACUCCAAAGGGACGGUGUCCUGGCCAUGAAGUGUCGUUCAGCAUAGAGGAAACUGUACAUGAACUUGAUUUACCUCAAGAAAAUAUUUCAACAAUUUUGUGUUAUCUGGAACUGGAUUACUCGAGGAAAUGGAUUGAGAUGCUUCCCCACACUUAUCAAACUUGUAAAAUUCACUCUUAUGGGGGUGCAUCUCUUCUAAAGUCUUCAGCUUUAAAAUGUCCACCAUUAGCUGCGGCUAUUGCUUUGAAAAAAGAGAGCAAAAAAUUCAAAGACGCUGAUGUAUAUUUAGAAUUUGAUGUUAUUGAAGUAUCGGCAACGCUUGGAUGGAAUAGUGGCGCUGUCAAAAAAGAGUUGAAGAACCUAGAAUGGACAUCUACAAGUUGUGGGGCCGAUGGUAACACCAAGUUUAGGAAGUCUGGAAUUCUUGUGGAAUUCUGCAAUUUGGCCUUUCAUGUAAAUGCUCCUGGAGACUUGACAGACGAGGAAGCUGAUUCUGUGUUGGAUUAUCUGCACAAUCACAACCAAGAACAAGAAAAAACACAGUUAUAUCAGCUGCAUAAGGUUUAUCAAGCACUAAUGGGAAUUUCCAACAGCACUGUGGAAAAUAUUUGCGAAAAAUCGGACGAAGAGAAGAGCAACUUGCUCAAAAAGUUCAUUCACACCUACUUUUUGCAGAAAACACCGGGAGUACCACCGGAAUGGAAGAAUGAGGUAACCUAUCCCGAACAUCAAGAGCAGGAAGUACGAAGCAAUAUUAUAAAUCUACUGGCUAGUGUGAAAGAUGCUCAAUUUACGGGAAGGUCAGUGGCCAGAAUAUUUCAAGGAAUUCCAAGUCCCUGUUUUCCAGUAGAAGAUUGGGCGAGGAAUAGAUCAUUUUGGAGAAAGCAUAUUGAGUAUGACUUUCAUUAUUUAUGUAAAAUCGCAAGCCAGGAAAUUCUUCGAUUUUAAUCUGUAUUAUUAUUAUUUUUUAAUUCACAUUUUGAUUAGAGUUAUUGCAUAAGCGCAUGUUGUGGAUUGAUUUUCAUUAUUUAAAUGUUUGAUCAAAUUUUUAAUAUUCUCAAAUUGGAACUUGUACGUUGAAUGUAAUUUAUAUAUUUUUUAAGUGAGUUUUAUUAAACGCAUGUCGAUAAUACAGUUAUAUGUGUAUACGUGGUUCAAUAAAACCCAUGUUGUUCUACUUAUAUUUAACCAACUAAA